UUGUAGGGCAUGGAUAAACCCUUUUUUCUUGCCACAUGUACGUUUGAAGGGAAAGGAGGUUACUCUCAUUACAUCUGUAGUUCGGAUCCCAGUAAAACGUGAUGUGUUUUCAGCAACCAAAGUGGGGUUUGUAUGCAGUGCUGUUUCUCUUUUCAGGCAUGUCAUUGCUCAGAGUGGAAUUGCAGUCAUAGAUUGCUCAUGGGCCAAAUUAGAAGAAACUCCAUUUCAGAGAAUGAGAGGGAGUCACCUACGGCUGCUGCCUUACUUGGUGGCUGCAAACCCCGUGAACUAUGGUCGGCCAUGCAAGCUGUCCUGCGUGGAAGCUUUUGCUGCAGCUUUUUGCAUUGCUGGAUUCCCUGACCUAGCCACCAUUCUUCUAAGGAAAUUUAAAUGGGGUAAAGCAUUCAUUGACUUGAACAAAAAUCUCUUGGAAAAAUACGCAGCCUGUCAGUGCCAGGAAGAAGUACUGAGAGUUGAAAAGGACUUUUUAGCCAGUGUCCAAGAAACAAAUGACGAAGAAAUAGAUCCAUUUGAUGUUGACUCAGGAAAAGAGUUUUCUAAUCCAAACAGACCCAUCCACUCCCCAGGACUAGCGGAAAGUAAUGAAGAAUCUGAGGAGGACAGCAUGAGCACUCCAGAUGAGGCCACUGAAAGCAGUGAUGACAGCGGACCAGAAGAUCACAGCUCUGUAAAGUUGCUGCAACAACAGCCAAUAAAUCAACUAUUUGAAAAUUAAAGAAACCAAACCCACAAAAAUCCCCAACAAGCCCAAAGGGUUCUAACAUCUUGAAUAAAAAAAAACUUUCUUGUGAA
Molecule: messenger RNA, 813 nt
Organism: Colius striatus (speckled mousebird)
Lineage: Eukaryota; Metazoa; Chordata; Aves; Coliiformes; Coliidae
Gene: TSR3
Product: TSR3 ribosome maturation factor
Exons: 5
Coding region: 233-736 (167 amino acids)
Biological process (GO): maturation of SSU-rRNA
Molecular function (GO): rRNA small subunit aminocarboxypropyltransferase activity
Source: RefSeq, a predicted model, not a curated record